GGUCCGUGCUCAUUCAUGCUCAGUGUACAGCAGUGUUCGCCGACUCCCGGGCCGUGCCACGUCCUCGUCCGAACACAACGCCUCUGCGCUCUCGGGCUGAUAAUAUAAAGAGCCGUGACCCUGUGCGGUAGUCGUCACCAUGGCAGAAGCUCACCAGGCGGUGGCCUUCCAGUUCACCGUCACCCCCGAUGGCAUCGACAUGCAGCUGUGCAGCGAGGCCCUGCGCCAGAUCUACCUCUCGGGCCUCCACUCCUGGAAGAAGAGGUUCAUUCGCUUCAAGAAUGGGGUAAUGACUGGUGUGUACCCGGGCAGCCCAGGUGGCUUCAUGAUCGUGGUCGUGUCCUACAUGUCCUACCAUAAAUACAGACAGCUGGAUCCCUCUCUGGGGUUGAUAGCCAAACUGGGCCAACACAUACCGAUCAGUCGAUACAUUUCCACAGAGAACCAGAUGAUGGUUGGAGGAAUCCUGGUGGGCACUGGCCUGUGGGUCUCCAUAAUCAUGAUAAUGAGGAAUGCCCUGAAAAGCCUGUUGUCGUGGCACGGCUGGAUGCACGCACGCCACGGCUCUGUGUCCUAUUCUACCCGUCUGUGGAUGUUAUUAGUGAAGGUGUUCUCUGGCAGGAAGCCCAUGCUCUAUAGCUUCCAGAACUCGCUGCCAAGACUACCUGUCCCCUCGGUCAAGGACACCUGCAGAAGGUACCUGGAGUCAGUGCGCCCGCUGAUGGAUGAUGAGCAGUAUAACCGCAUGAAGGACCUGGCUAAAGACUUUGAGGAGAACCUGGGGCCCAGGCUGCAGUGGUACGUCAAACUCAAGUCGUGGUGGACCUCCAACUAUGUGAGCGACUGGUGGGAAGAGUAUAUUUACCUCAGAGGCCGUGGACCCAUCAUGGUCAACAGCAACUAUUAUGCCAUGGACUUCCUGUACGUGUUCCCCACCUCCAUCCAGGCCGCCCGGGCCGGUAACGCAAUCCACGCUAUCAUGCUCUACAGGAGGAAGCUGGACAGAGCGCAGAUCAAACCUAUUUUCUUGCUGGCGAACAAGGUUCCUCUGUGUUCGGCUCAGUGGGAGCGGAUGUUUAACACCACCCGCGUCCCCGGUUUGGAGACAGACGUCCUCCAGCACACGAACGAGAGCAAACACAUCGCCGUGUACCACAAGGGCCGCUUCUACAAGGUGUGGAUGUUUUACGACGGGCGGCUGCUGCUGCCCCGGGAGAUCGAGCAGCAGAUGGAGAGGAUCCUGGCGGACACGUCGGAGCCCCAGGAGGGAGAGGAGAGACUCGCUGCCCUCACUGCCGGGGAGAGGACCCCUUGGGCAAACGCCCGCGAGGCCUUCUUCAGCCGUGGUAAGAACAAGCAGUCCCUGGACGCCAUUGAGAAGGCCGCCUUCUUUGUGACCCUCGACGAGACGGAGCAGCGCUACGACGCAGCCAAUCCCGUCACGUCUCUGGACAGUUACGCCAAAUCCCUGCUGCAUGGAAACUGCUACGACAGGUGGUUUGACAAAUCCUUCAACCUGAUCGUUUUCAAGAAUGGCACCAUGGGGCUGAACGCAGAGCACUCCUGGGCCGAUGCUCCCAUCAUUGGUCAUCUGUGGGAGCACGUUCUCUCCAUGGACCCUCUGAAGCUGGGAUACGCUGACUCUGGGCACUGCAAAGGGGAGCCCCACCCCAACCUGCCCGGCCCUCAGAGGCUGCAGUGGGACAUCCCUGCUGAGUGCCAGGAAACCAUCCAGAGCUCCCUGACCGUAGCCCAGAAUCUGGCUGAUGACGUGGACUGUCACAUUAUCCCCUUCGCCGACUUUGGGAAGGGUCUGAUCAAGAAGUGCCGCACCAGUCCUGACGCCUUCAUCCAGAUCGCCCUGCAGCUCGCCCACUACAGGGACAAAGGGAAGUUCUGCCUGACGUACGAAGCCUCCAUGACGCGGUUGUUCCGUGAGGGCCGAACAGAAACCGUGCGCUCCUGCACCAUGGAAACCUGUGCCUUUGUUCAAGCCAUGAUUAAAGACGAGACAAGAGAGGAGCGCCUUAACCUGCUCAAGCUGGCAGCGGAGAAGCACCAGAACAUGUACCGCCUGGCGAUGACGGGACAGGGCAUCGACCGCCACAUCUUCUGUCUCUACGUGGUGUCCAAAUACCUGGGAGAGGACUCCGCUUUCCUCAAAGGGGUGCUGUCUGAGCCCUGGAGGCUGUCCACCAGUCAGACCCCCCUGCAGCAGGUCGAACUGUUCGAUCUGGUCAAACACCCAGAAUAUGUGUCGUCUGGCGGUGGAUUCGGUCCGGUGGCUGACGAUGGUUACGGUGUCUCCUACAUCAUCGUCGGUGAUAACCUCAUCAACUUCCACAUCUCCAGCAAACGCACAAGCCAUGAAACCGACUCGCACCGGUUUGGCGGCAACAUCAAACGGGCCAUGCUGGAGAUCCUGGAUCUGUUUCAGCUGGACAAGAAAACCAAGUGAUCCUCCCUCCACACAGGAACGCUGUUUUUUUUAAGCAGAACACACUCUUCCUCAUACUUGUACAGAAUCAAAUGUUGGAUUUUGGGGUUAUUUUAAAGCUAAAAGUGAUGUUACACAAGCAAGAACGACUGAGAAGUUUAGGAGACAUACGUUUUUUGGAGACAUCACUGUCAGUAGCUGUGACGCUUUUAUGUGUAAUGUGUGUACAGGAGGGGCGAGACUCUGGUGGUGUAGGGGAACGGGUCGUGCGCAGAUCAAAGUUGUAAUUUUACAGACCUGUAAACACUCGCACCUAGUAUUUGAUUAACAUGACUCGUGUAAAAAAAGGGCUGAAAGGGAGGAGAAUAAUAGUGGAUCUAGUCGGAGAUGAAAUAAGAGACGGUAUAGGAUAGUUCAUUUGCAUCAUCCCAUAUUUGGAUUGCAGUUUAAAACGUGAAAGAUGCAAAAUAUAUUUACUUGUUUUUGUCCCAUUUCCAAAAAAAAAAAAAGUCCAUCAAUUCUUAAUUUUUUAAGUUUCCUCAUUGAGUCGAAUGUAAUUGGCCAAUCGGCAAACCGGAUGUAAAGUUGAACAGAUUAGCAUGUUGUGUGUGUGGUGUCCGUCGGUUCCACGAGGCCCGAGCAGCUAAACUACACAUUAACAAGAAUUAUAAAUAUUCCACUUUGACCUGAUACAGACGACACAGAGCUGCUCCACCCCCCCCCCCCCCCCACGACUCCAGUGCACAGCCGGUGCAUUUGCUCCUUCUUUUUAGCUGCUGUGUGGUUUAAUGAUGUAGCGACAAAGACAGAUUGUUAUUGUGUGCGUGGGUUUUUGUUUUGUUUUGUUUAGUUGUUGUUUUCAUACUCAGGUUUUUACUAGCCCGGCCUAGUAUAGUACGGUGCCGGGGCUGCAGCCUUUGAAGAUCGGCGUUGUGAGGUUUGCGACACAGUACAACACCGUCUGACGCGGUGGGCGGAGUAACAUUAGGUUUUGCCGUUAAAGUGUGUGUUUGUGUGUGUUCGAGUGUGUGACCGAGGGUGAAUGUGAUGUCUAAAUAGCCGAAGGUGACUUUUUUUUUUUCUCCCAAGCUUCCGGUGAUUUAAAUCAAAAAGUGGAAAUAAUUGUACUUUUAAAAACCACUGUUGUGCGCUUAGUGACUGGCCGUUUAGUUCAAACUAACAAAUCUCUACUACCUAGAAGCCUUCAGUGGGAUCAAUAGAGGAUAAAUAAAGUUGCAGUAUCGUGGUGUCUCAGCAUCUGUCGCCUGGACGUAGAUGAAGAACUGCUCAGUGGGGGGGGGGACGCGUCUCUCCAUAGGAAAUCACUGUCUCUCUCGCUCCGUGCCCGUGAAGGAGAGAGGCUGUCGUGUAGGAAGAUUUUCUGUUCUGUGUGUGUUGCCAGGUUCAUCACAUUAUUUAUUUUAUUUCCCAUGUUUUAACUUCACAUGUUUGGAGACGUGGAUUCACCAGCUGAAUGUCGAGCACUUAGUAAAAGCUUUGCUGAUUGAAGAAGUGAAACGGAUUAAUAAAAAAAAAAUGUUCCCGUUUUUGUUUAUUUCUUUUUGUUGAUUUAUUUGUUUUUGACAUGACACUUGAGUUAUCGCUGACUUGUUGUAGUUGUUUGACUUUUUAUCUCGGUAAAGUGUCAUGUUUUCCGCUGCAUGGUUUUUGAAGAUGAAGCUGUAUAUGUUUGCAUUUUAUUUUAAAGAUGUGUUUAAAAAAAAUUAAAUAAGGACAUGCAGCUGAUACACCAAAACAAGUUUCAACAAUAAAGUGAAUGUCAGACA
Messenger RNA from Platichthys flesus (European flounder), 4224 nucleotides. It is a transcript of the gene cpt1ab, whose product is annotated as carnitine palmitoyltransferase 1Ab (liver). Gene Ontology annotation, biological process: carnitine metabolic process; fatty acid metabolic process. The transcript has 19 exons. Gene Ontology annotation, cellular component: mitochondrion. Bases 140 to 2458 code for a protein of 772 amino acids. Gene Ontology annotation, molecular function: carnitine O-palmitoyltransferase activity. Lineage: Eukaryota; Metazoa; Chordata; Actinopteri; Pleuronectiformes; Pleuronectidae. The record is from RefSeq and is a predicted model, not a curated record.